AUGAAGCUCUUUCACGUAUUCGCCUUCCUGGGAUCAGCACUAGGUGCGGCAUUCCCAGCUUGCAAACUCUCGCCAUCUGAUCACAAUUGGCCUUCUGUUGAAGAAUGGGGAGAGCUCAAUCGAACCAUCGGCGGUGCUCUACUCAAAACCCAUCCCGCCGCUUCUUCAUGCUAUGAAGGUAACCCACUCGACUCCCCCUAUUCUUGCAAAACUAUCGAGGACAACUGGACUGCCGCCAACCUUCACGCCGCCCUGCCUGAGUCGAUCGCUUCCCCAAUCUAUGCCAACAACUCGUGCUUGCCACCGGGUGCCGAUGGCUAUAACGCUACCCGAGGAUGUCAUCUCGGUGGAUAUCCGAACCAUGUUGUCAACGCCACUAGCGAUGAACAAAUCGCUAUCGCUACCCGUUGGGCAUCCCAAAGGAACCUGCGUAUUGUGGUCAAAGGAACUGGACAUGACUUGUUUGGACGGUCCACUGGAGCUCAUUCGCUAUCUGUUUGGACCCAUAACCUGAAAGAGAGAAAGCUCGUGCGAAACUGGACGAUCCCGGGAUCAAACAAGUCAGAUACAAUCUUACUUGCUGGAAGUGGUCUCAACUACGGGGAAGCUGUUCGCCAUGCUCUCAAGUACGACCGCGUGAUUGUGAGCGGCAACGAUGAAACGGUAGGCCUAGGUGGCCACAUCCAGGGGGGAGGUCACGGUCCACUGUCGAGUACUUUUGGCCUUGCCGCCGAUAACAUCUACCAGGUUCGUGUUGUCACAUCAGAAGGCCAGAUCAUCGUGGCCGAUGCCACCCAGAACCAGGACCUUUUGUGGGCGAUCCGCGGCGGCGGCGCUGGCCAGUACGGUAUUGUGACCGAAUACAUUAUCAAGACUCAUCCUGCCCCUAAAGUCAUUAGCACAGGCUUUGCCGUUAGCCCUGCUGCCAAUAGCUCUGCUGCUGUUGAAGCUAGCUUCAACGCGCUGGCUGCUCUUCUACAAGACCUUCCGCCUCUUAUGGAUGCUGGAUGUGCUGGCAGUUUGAUUGUUUCAGGCGACUCAAAGACCGGUGUGACCAUCAGUCAGGGUAUCUAUGCCUACAACGCAUCAUCAACAUAUGUUGAAAGCCUUAUGAAUUCGACAAGAGAACACCUCUUCGAUGCUAGUGGAAACAGUAGUCUCCUUACUAUCGUGCCCACAGAGCUUUCGGAGUCGAGUUAUCUUUCCUUUUUCAACGCGAUGAAUGCCGGAGGUUCUCAUACAGCUGGCUCCAUGUCAAUGAUCUCGAGCCGUCUUCUUGGUCGUCCAGAACUGUCAGAUCUCAGUCAGGAUAAGCUCGUUGACUAUGCGAAACGUCUCAUCAGCUACGGCUUUGUGGUCAUUGGUCUCCAAGGUGGGCCUGGGCCUGCCAAGGUUGAUAAAAGUAUGCGUGGUGCGCUUCUCCCGACAUGGCGCUCCAACUACCUUCACGUCAUGAGCUAUGGCGCCAAGUUCAACGAAGCUCUUGCACCACAGAAGAUGCUCAAGGAUACUUCGCAACGUCUUGAAGAAGGUAUUGAGAGUUUGUGGCGGGAGUGGGCUCCUGAGACAGGUGCUUACAUGAAUGAGGAUAACCCUUUCAACUCUGAUUUCAAGAAGGAUUUCUAUGGGAGUAACUACCAGCAAUUGCUAAAGGUAAAGAACAAAUAUGACCCCACCAACAGCUUUUGGGUUCUUUCCGGAGUGGGGAGUGAUGCCUGGGAUUAUGAUCUGAACACUGGUAGACUGUGCAAGCAGUGA
Molecule: messenger RNA, 1758 nt
Organism: Fusarium sp. VM40
Lineage: Eukaryota; Fungi; Ascomycota; Sordariomycetes; Hypocreales; Nectriaceae
Source: the annotation of a GenBank genome assembly